AAACAAGACAGAAAUGGAUUUACAUGCUUGCAUAAAGCAGUCCUGAAAAGCAGGUCGGACACAAUCAAAGUCCUUCUUGAUUUUGGCGGUCAAAAGCUUGUCCAUGCAGUGGACAACGAAGGGAGAACCUGCUUACACGUUGCAGCGUUGAGGACAAACAAGAUGAUUGUCAACGCUCUUCUUCAAGUUGGUGGAAAUCAGCUUCUGUUUGCGACAGAUCAUGAAGGCAAGACAUGCUUACACACCGCAGCGAGUGUUGGCAAUCUUGAGGCAUCUGAAUGUCUGUGUGCUCAUGGAGGGAAUGAGCUUAUGAACAUGAAAGACAAGAACAAAAUGACCUGCCUACACUGGGCUGUCAUGCAUGGCAAACUGGACGUUGUCGUGCUGCUGGCUAGAUAUGGCAUGCAGAGCGAAACGGUAUCUCGUAUGUAA
Molecule: messenger RNA, 432 nt
Organism: Guillardia theta CCMP2712
Lineage: Eukaryota; Cryptophyceae; Pyrenomonadales; Geminigeraceae
Exons: 1
Molecular function (GO): protein binding
Source: RefSeq, a predicted model, not a curated record